Salvia splendens (bonfire salvia) is the source of this 822-nucleotide messenger RNA. RefSeq lists its product as uncharacterized. NCBI's taxonomy places the organism in Eukaryota, Viridiplantae, Streptophyta, Magnoliopsida, Lamiales, Lamiaceae. The transcript has 4 exons. Bases 33 to 644 code for a protein of 203 amino acids. The record is from RefSeq and is a predicted model, not a curated record.
AGAAGACUUCGCCGCCGCCGCACAGCCGCAGUAUGGGUGGUGGUGGCGAUCGGAGCAGCAGCGGGGAGGAAGACGGAGAUGCCGAGUGGAUGGCAGCCAUAAACUCGGUGAUCUCCUCGGAAGUGCACGCCUCUAAUGGCGCAGCUCAUCAACAGAAAGAUGAAAAGCACAAAUCCAAAGGUCUCAAGCAUUACCAAAUCAAGGCGGGAAGGUUACUGGAUGACCUCUUAGACAAGACUAUAGAAGUGGUAAGAGCUCCUGUUGUGGAGGAAGAUCCAACUCCAGAAGAUGCUGGAGUUCGACUUUUUAGAACUGCUCCUCGUGGAAUAGUGUUUGAUAAAAGAGAAGAGCUCCAUGGACCGAAGAAGAGACCAAAAAUCAUUCCUGGAGAAGAGCUGGAUGAGAAAUCAAAAGAGUUUAGGAAGCAACUUAAAUCAGUUGCUGUUGAUGGAGAACACGUAAUUGCUGCAGCAAGUAGACAGUGCCAGAAGACCUUAGCUAAAAGCGAAGCUUGGGAAAGUGCUGCCAAGGCAGCAGCAAAACAAGAGGAGGAGCGUGUGGCUGAGCUGAAAAAGAUUAGAGGAGAAAGAUGGCUUCCUAGUAUAGCCAGAGAAAUGCGGUUAAAUGCUCAGAAUCGAAGAUAGUUUAUCAUGGCCACUGAUGUGCUGCUGUUAGACUGUUUCUCUCUCCUCUGGUCUGGAGAAUUCAUAUUGUUGUGAUCUCAUAUUGCAUCAAAGUAGACAAACUUUCAUCACAUGGUGAGAUGAGUGUAGAAGAAGAAACAAGGCAGUUUACUCUAGUAGACAAUAUUGAGUUUUGGUA